Molecule: messenger RNA, 1828 nt
Organism: Zonotrichia albicollis (white-throated sparrow)
Lineage: Eukaryota; Metazoa; Chordata; Aves; Passeriformes; Passerellidae
Source: RefSeq, a predicted model, not a curated record
CACCUGCACAACUCCAGCUCAGGUGAGACAAAAAAAUUGCAUCAUUUUUAAAAUGCAGCUUCCUUUCUCUCCUUUUCCAUCCAGAUCCAGCAAUAAGCAACCAUGAAUGAGGUGGUGGAGACCCUGAGGAAGAUCGAGGAGAAGUACAAGCUGUUCCAGCAGCAGCAGUUCACCUUCAUCAAAGCCCUGGAGCGCACGCGGGAGGAAGCCCAUGACAUGAUGAGACCUGUGUCAUCCAUUGUCCAGGUGCAGUGCUACAAGGACAACCAUUGCUACAACGCCACAGAUAGGCGCAUCCUCAACAUGUUCGUGUCCCUGUGCAACGAGCUGCGCUGCCUGAGCCAGAAGAUGGAGACGGUGCACGCUGGGGACAGCGUCACCAACGGCCUUUUGGAGAAGUGCAAAUUGCUCCUGAACGACAGCAACGACCUCACUGCCCUUCGAGCCACGUACCCCCACGGUGUUGUGAACCACCUGAGCCUGGAGGAGGCGCAGCAUCGCUAUGGAGGGGUGGUGAGCUUGCUGCCCAUCGUCCUGGACAGCAUGAGGGACUGGGUCACACACUCCAACCUGAAAGUCCUCUAUAUUGUGAGUCCUGGAUGUGCCAGGUGCAAGGAGGAGACACCCACUUCCCAAACAGCACCUGAAGCUCUGACCUCCAAUAGUAAUGAAAAUACUGUAAAAUUGCAGGACAAAGAUUUCAAGAAAUUCCUGUCUGCAAAUCAACGUCCGCAAAAAAAGAAAGCUCCCUGGAGGCCACCAGGCAAACACCCCUAUUAAAGGAUCAGAGCUCCUGCAUCAUCUGCUCACCACCUUUAAGCACCUAGCUGAUCUAAUACAGUGCAAUGAACACUUGAGAUCCAUCCUGAGUCCUUUUUCUGAAGAGCUGCCCUGCAGCCAGCCCGGGACACAAGCAUUGCCUCUCCCUUGCUGAUAUUUGCACUCUGCUCCUCACAUCUCCACAGAAGCAGCUGCAGCUCCAGCUGCUCCCUGGGGCCAGCACUGGGAGCAGGGAACUCAUCAGGUUCUCAUAUCUCACACAUGAAUCUUUGACAAUCAUUUGAAACAGGAUUUUACAUUUUCUGAGCCCCAUUCCUGAGGAGCAUCCCCUCCCUGCCACAGCCAUGGGGUGAAGAAGCUGCCUGUGUGAAGGAUGGGAUGCAGAGCAGCAAAGGCCUGGCAUUACAGAUUCAGACACAUCUUUGACAUUUAGACUUGUCUCUAAAGCUCCCUCAGCCCCAGAGAAAUAAUUUGGUUAUCUGGACCACAGAAUCCCUGUUUACAGCACACUAAGGAGGUUUCCCCUACAGAGUCCAGUGUUCUUCAGCUGUGCUCUGCUGCAGCUCCUCACUCCACAGAACAUCUCCCCUUACACCUCCUGACUCCUGUCCUGUCAGAGCUGGAGAUGUAAAGGAGAGAUUUGAUUUUGCCCUUAGUUUGUGUGUACUGACAACAGCCAAACAAAACACCCACAAAACACCCCUGUGCUCCUCAGAUCCCUACAAAACCAAAGCCAUUUCCAGUCCAUGUGAUCCAUGGGACUGUGGUGGCAGCAUCAUGCUCAGAUGGUCCCUGUUCAGAUUGCAGACUGAGCUGCCUGUGCUUUCCCUGCUCCAAGGCAAGGUUGGCAUUACAUCAGGCCAGAUGUGGACAGGCCCACCAUGGCCCUGGGGCUCAAAAUACAGAACAUGAGGUCAGCACAUCUCAGACCCUACAGCCUUUUCUAAAUAAGUGUCCUCCCUGUGUCUGAAUGCUCUUGUCCCCUCCAAAUUUGCUCCUGCUGGAAGACACUCCUGAAUAAACAAUUUCCCCUUGCAUACCAGGCUCA